AUGGUGAAGGAGACAGCGUUGACUCCCCUCAACUCUGAGCUGCUAUGUGGGGUCACCACCAAGCUGCUGCCUCCUCUAUCAACCGGGUACUGCAGCCAGAAGCCUUGGGAAACAGCUCCAGGGGCAACGGGUGACCGAGGCUCCAGGAAGCCACCAUCCUGCUGCCCAACCCACGCCUCCUCUCGUGCAGCUGUGUCCCCCAGAUGUGGCUCCUGCUGGCACUCCUGGUACUUCCUUUUCUGGGAGAAAAAGGUCAGCCUCCGAGAAAAUGGCCAGCAUAUCUGUGGCGGCAGCCUCAUCAGCUCCCAGUGGGUACUGACUGCUGCCCACUGUGUAACUAGCUCGGGGAGACCUCAGAACCUGAAGGUACAGCUGGGAGAGACUGUGCUGUAUGCUCAUGCCCCAGGCUCCAUCCUGGUGCCCAUCACACAAGUGGUCAGGCACCCCUCCUACAGUGGGGACGCGCUCGAGGGCAAGGACAUCGCCCUGCUGAAGAUGGCCCACCGUGUGUCGUUCUCCUCCUCCAUCCAGCCUGUGCCUCUGGCCUUGCCUGGAGCCUACAUCCCUGCGGGCACCCUCUGUUGGGUGGCCGGCUGGGGGGAUGUGAGGGAGAAUGUGGCCCUACCCAAACCACACAGGCUGCAGGAGGUGGAUGUGCAUGUCAUUGACACCCAGAGCUGCCAGCAACUCUAUGAGCCAGAGCCCAUCACCUCUGAGAUGCUGUGUGCUGGCUACUUCCAGGACAGGAAGGGCUUCUGUGAGGGUGACUCUGGAGGCCCCCUGGUCUGUCAGUUCAGGCAGGGCAGGUGGAUGCAGGUAGCCGUGGUGAGCUUCAGCCGGGGCUGUGCGGAGCCCAAUCUUCCAGGAGUCUACGCACGGGUGCCCGCCUACCAGCCCUGGAUCCAACGCCAAGUGUCCAGGCCCAAGUACCGCAGGCCUGUGUAUCCUCGCCGGCGCCGCAGGCGGGGCUGA
Elephantulus edwardii (Cape elephant shrew) is the source of this 972-nucleotide messenger RNA. RefSeq names its product serine protease 33-like. The coding region runs from base 1 to 972 and encodes 323 amino acids. The transcript has 5 exons. NCBI's taxonomy places the organism in Eukaryota, Metazoa, Chordata, Mammalia, Macroscelidea, Macroscelididae. The record is from RefSeq and is a predicted model, not a curated record. Gene Ontology annotation, molecular function: serine-type endopeptidase activity. Gene Ontology annotation, biological process: proteolysis.